UCGGCCGGCGGCGGGAGCGGCUGCGCUCGGCUCGGCUCGGCUCGGCUGUGCCCGGCUCUGCCCUGCCCGCUCCGCUGCCGGCGGCGCUGCGCGGGCUCCCCGCGGUGUCCCCGGCGCCGCCAAUGCCGGCGGCCGCUGGCGGCGGCGGGGCCGCGGCCGGGUGAGGCGGCGGCGGCGGAGCGCGGCGGUGCCGCGGGCCCGCGCCCUCCCGCACGAUGUCAGCGCAGGGCAAGUUCAAGAAGGACAAAGAGAUCAUCGCCGACUACGAGGCGCAGGUCAAAGAAAUCCGAACGCAGCUGGUGGAGCAGUUCAAAUGCCUGGAGCAGCAGUCGGAGUCGCGCCUGCAGCUGCUGCAGGACCUGCAGGAGUUCUUCCGCAGGAAGGCCGAGAUCGAGCUGGAGUACUCGCGCAGCCUGGAGAAGCUGGCCGAGCGCUUCUCCUCCAAGAUCCGCAGCUCCCGAGAGCACCAGUUCAAGAAAGAUCAGCACCUGCUGUCCCCUGUGAACUGCUGGUACCUGGUUCUGACGCAGACCCGCCGGGAGAGCCGAGACCACGCCACCCUGAACGACAUCUUCAUGAACAAUGUCAUCGUCCGGCUGUCGCAGAUCAGCGAGGAUGUCAUCAGGCUCUUCAAAAAGAGCAAGGAGAUUGGCCUCCAGAUGCACGAGGAGCUCCUGAAGGUCACCAAUGAGCUCUACACGGUGAUGAAGACCUACCACAUGUACCAUGCAGAGAGCAUCAGCGCCGAGAGCAAGCUGAAGGAGGCAGAGAAGCAGGAAGAAAAGCAGUUCAACAAGUCAGGGGACAUCAGUGUGAACCUGCUGCGACACGAGGACCGGCCUCAGCGGCGCAGCUCCGUCAAGAAGAUUGAGAAGAUGAAAGAGAAGAGACAAGCCAAGUAUUCUGAAAACAAGCUGAAGUGUACAAAAGCCAGGAAUGACUACCUGCUGAACCUGGCAGCCACCAACGCAGCCGUCAGCAAGUACUACAUCCAUGAUGUGUCCGACCUCAUCGACUGCUGUGAUCUGGGGUUCCACGCCAGCCUGGCUCGCACCUUCAGGACGUACCUGUCUGCUGAGUACAACCUGGAGACGUCGCGCCACGAGGGGCUGGACGUCAUCGAGAACGCCGUGGACAACCUGGACGCGCGCAGCGACAAGCACACCAUCAUGGACAUGUGCAACCAGGUCUUCUGCCCGCCGCUCAAGUUCGAGUUCCAGCCUCACAUGGGGGACGAGGUGUGCCAGGUGAGCGCCCAGCAGCCUGUGCAGACCGAGCUGCUGAUGCGGUACCACCAGCUGCAGUCUCGGCUGGCCACCCUCAAGAUAGAGAAUGAAGAGGUACGGAAAACGCUGGAUGCCACGAUGCAGACCUUGCAGGACAUGCUGACAGUGGAAGACUUUGAUGUUUCAGAUGCCUUCCAGCACAGCCGCUCCACUGAGUCGGUCAAAUCAGCUGCAUCAGAGACCUACAUGAGCAAAAUCAACAUUGCCAAGAGGAGAGCCAACCAGCAGGAGACUGAAAUGUUCUAUUUCACUAAAUUUAAGGAGUAUCUGAAUGGCAGUAACCUCAUCACGAAGCUCCAGGCUAAACAUGACCUGCUGAAGCAAACUCUGGGAGAAGGUGAAAGAGCUGAGUGCGGAACAACCAGGCCCCCAUGUCUUCCCCCUAAGCCACAGAAAAUGAGGAGACCUAGGCCUCUCUCAGUGUAUAAUCAUAAACUCUUUAACGGCAAUAUGGAAACAUUCAUUAAGGAUUCAGGACAGGCCAUUCCACUUGUUGUAGAAAGCUGCAUCCGCUACAUCAAUCUGUAUGGCCUCCAGCAGCAGGGCAUCUUCAGAGUCCCUGGCUCCCAGGUGGAAGUCAACGACAUCAAGAACUCGUUUGAGAGAGGAGAAGACCCCCUUGCUGAUGACCAGAAUGAACGGGACAUUAACUCAGUGGCUGGAGUCUUGAAGCUGUAUUUCCGAGGACUGGAAAACCCCCUCUUUCCUAAGGAAAGGUUUCAAGAUUUGAUAUCUACUAUAAAAAUUGAGAACCCUGCAGAGAGAGUGCACCAGAUCCAGCAGAUCAUUGUCACUCUGCCUCGGGCUGUCAUCGUGGUCAUGAGAUACCUCUUUGCAUUCCUUAACCACUUGUCACAGUACAGCGAUGAGAACAUGAUGGAUCCCUACAACCUGGCCAUCUGCUUCGGGCCCACGCUGAUGCACAUUCCCGACGGGCAGGAUCCGGUGUCCUGCCAGGCCCAUGUCAAUGAGGUCAUCAAAACCAUCAUCAUCCACCACGAGGGCAUCUUCCCCAGCCACCGGGAGCUGGAAGGGCCUGUCUACGAGAAGUGCAUGACCGGAGGGGAGGAGUACUGUGACAGCCCGCACAGCGAGCCGGGCACCAUCGAUGAGGUGGACCACGACAACGGGACAGAGCCGCACACCAGUGACGAGGGUGAGCUGGAGGUGGAGCAGAUUGAAGCCAUAGCCAAGUUUGACUACAUUGGGCGAUCUCCACGGGAGCUCUCCUUCAAGAAAGGGGCCUCGCUGCUGCUGUACCAUCGGGCGUCGGAAGACUGGUGGGAAGGGAGACACAACGGGGUGGACGGGCUCAUUCCCCACCAGUACAUCGUGGUGCAAGACAUGGACGACGCCUUCUCUGACAGCCUGAGCCAGAAGGCAGACAGCGAGGCGAGCAGCGGGCCGCUGCUGGACGACAAAGCCUCCUCCAAGAACGACAUCCAGUCACCAACAGAUCACAUCAUGGACUAUGGCUUUGGGGGAGUGAUGGGCAGGGUGAGAUUGAGGUCUGAUGGUGCAGCCAUCCCCCGGCGCCGCAGCGGGGGGGACACCCACAGCCCGCCCCGAGGCAUGGGGCCCGGCAUAGACACCCCUCCUCGAGCAGCAGCCUGCCCCAGCAGCCCCCACAAGAUCCCCCUCAACAGGGGCAGGAUCGAGAGUCCUGAGAAGCGCAGGAUGGCGACGUUCGGCAGCGUGGGCAGCAUCAAUUUCCCAGACAGGAAGGCCCUGGCUGACAGCCACCCUCUGAGGUCGACCUGCGGCUCCACCCGGCACAGCAGCCUUGGAGAUCAGAAAUCCCUGGAAGCAGAAGCUCUUGCUGAGGACAUCGAGAAGACCAUGAGCACGGCGCUGAACGAGCUGCGGGAGCUGGAGAGGCAGAACACGGCCAAGCAGGCGCCCGACGUGGUCCUGGACACGCUGGAGCCCCUGAAGAACCCCCCGCUGGGCGCCGCCAGCUCGGAGCCGGCCAGCCCCCUGCACACCAUCCUGAUCCGGGACCCCGAGGCGGCCAUGCGGCGCAGCAGCAGCUCCACCAGCGAGAUGAUGACCACCUUCAAGCCGGCGCUGUCGGCCCGGCUGGCCGGGGCGCAGCUGCGGCCGCCGCCCAUGCGGCCGGUGCGGCCCGUGGUGCAGCACCGCUCCAGCAGCAGCAGCAGCUCGGGCGUGGGCAGCCCCGCCGUCACCCCCACCGAGAAGCUGUUCCCCAGCAGCUCGGCAGAUAAAUCGGGCACCAUGUAGGCUGGGCACGGGGACUGCGGACGCCGGGAGCGGGGCGGGCGCGGCGGAGCCUCGCUGGCUGGGCAGGGGGGCAGAGCCCUGCCCGGGGAGCCUCUGUGCAAGGAAACACGCGUGGGGCCUGGGCCUGGUGCUGUACAUACGUGUGUGUGUAUGUACCUAGGUGUGCACACACCCCAUCCAUGCAGAACCACUUCCCGAGCUUGCAGUCCUACAGCAGGAGGAGACGGCAGGUCUACGUGUUGGCACUGGAGAGCACACUCAGUGUAGAAGUAUAUAUUAGAAACAAAGUGUACAGAAUUCAGUGACUUUUUAAAACAGUAGAUUUACCUCAGAAACUGGCUCUGAAAUGUCCUCUCUUGAGACAGUGGGUUGGUCUGGGUUUCCAAGGUUGUCUGUGUGCACCUGGAAGCUCACACUGCAGCAGCUGUGCGCCAAGCAAUACAAGGCCAGCCUGGAAUUUAUCUUCUGUACCUCUUGGCAUUGAAAAAAAAGAAGGGAUGGGAAUACAAGUGGGGUCUGUUCACUGCUGGGCUGUGGAGAAGAGCUGGAAAUCCAUACAUGACCAUGUGUGACUGGCCAGCAGGAGUCUUUCCAAUCCUGAAUCCUGAGAUGUCUUCAUGUGCCUGUGAUGCCCUGGCAGCAGGGACAAACCUAGGUGUGUGCCAUGGGUGGGAAUGGAGUGAAGUGAGUGUCAUGAGUGGGACAGAGUGAGGCGUGUGCCAUCACCCUCGUGCAGGAGGACGCUGUGCUGCACUGGGACUGUGGAAUGCUGCUUCUCUGCAAGUUCUCAGAGUGAGCAAGGACUAGUGACCAAACCUGUGGUAAAGCAUGGAGUAACUUAGAGUUUGGAGAUUCUUCAUCUCCCUUUCCCCACGUGCUUUUUCCUUUUUUUUUUUUUUUUUUUUUAAAUCAAAACCCAACCCAGUGGUCUCUUGAGAGUCAGGCCUGAGCAGUGAGGAGGGGUCUCAGGUCAGAGUGGUUGUCCUGCAUGAGAAGCAUGAGCCGUGUUUGACCUCAUCAGAUGCAAAGCUGAUCUGAUGGGUGAUACUUUGCACUUUCUGUACUGUACCAUAUAAUACAACAGUUUGAGUUUAUGCAAAAGAAUCUACAUUUUGUUUUACCAGAGAAAAAAAUAUGCAGAAGGCUGGGGAUUGCAUGGUCCUGUGUGAUAAUCCAGACUCCUCUGUAAGCACUGAAUCUGAGAUGCUCCGUGCUUCUCCUGCAGCUUUUCCUUGUACAGAUUUCCAUGCAAUGCCCCAUGGUUUGAUUUGGCACUUCCCCAUGGUCACGUGCUAAUGUCUCCUGACAUUCACCCUUCCUCCCUGCUGUCUCUGAUCCUGCUGCUCUGUGCCUGGGCGAAGACGCCUGCAAGCCCUCCUGACUCACCCAGCAGCCACUUACCCUGCCUGGGGCUUUGCUUUGUCCCCCCCUUCAUCUUCCUCAUCUCUCCAGCACUGCUGCGGACCCCAGCUCUGCAGGAGAAGCAGCCUGACUUCUGGAAGCAGCGGAGGCACUGCCCAGGGUGGCAGAACCCGUCAGUCCUGCCGUGGCCCGUGUGUCCUCGGCUGGGGAGCUGCCACGCGUGCAGACUGCCUGUACACUGACACCUGUACCCGUGUGCCUGUGCUUCCACAGCUGCACCCACACCUCACCUCCACGGCUGCGCCCUGUGCACGGGCACAGAGCUGACACCGCAGCCGUGGGACCGGCGGGUGCCCGUCGCGUGCCCGGCCCCCGCGUCCCCUCGCGCCCCGCUCUGCCAGCCCUGUAAAUAUUGCUGUACUUGCUUAUCUGCUCGAAAGUAACUGUUAACCUGUAAACUGUACAAAAAUAGGCUCAAAUUAGAUAAAGCCAAUGCCACUCAACAAAUCUUUGCACUUAGUAGGUAGCUCAAUGUAAAAAUAAACCCAGUAAUAAUAAUAGUAAUCGCGAAGGGAAGCGAAGCCGCCGGCACCCCUCGCAGAGCCCGUGGGGAGCAGCUCUGCCCAUGUCCCUCCCUGCCACGCUGGCAGGGCAGACGGCGUGUGUGCGUGUCUGUGAACGUCCUCGGCGUUUGGUUCACGUUGGUGUUUAUUUCUCCAUCACCCCCUUUCCUGGCGCAGCCCCUGGGCACUGCCCGGCCUGGCGCGGCGGCUGCGGGUGCUCGGCCAGGCCGGGCUGGUCGGGGACCUGUGCUGGGGAGGGAAGGACCCAUUUGGCACGAGUGCUGUGUGGCCAUUGCCAGUAAUUAUUACUUUUGUUUCCAUUUAGUUCCUGGAGAACAUUCACUUUGCCAGUUUUCUGGUUUUUGUAUGCUUUCUGAGAUGACUUGAGAGCAAACCCAUCUUCAUUAGGGGUUUUAUUUCCUCCCUUACUUUUGACCAUACGGUACAAAUUCCAGUGUCUUUCUAUUAAAUUAUUGCCUUCCA
Messenger RNA from Passer domesticus (house sparrow), 5935 nucleotides. RefSeq names its product SLIT-ROBO Rho GTPase activating protein 3 (gene SRGAP3). Bases 216 to 3527 code for a protein of 1103 amino acids. The transcript is spliced from 22 exons. The record is from RefSeq and is a predicted model, not a curated record. Lineage: Eukaryota; Metazoa; Chordata; Aves; Passeriformes; Passeridae. Gene Ontology annotation, molecular function: protein binding. Gene Ontology annotation, cellular component: cytoplasm. Gene Ontology annotation, biological process: signal transduction; negative regulation of cell migration.